Ceraceosorus guamensis is the source of this 2012-nucleotide messenger RNA. Its product is annotated as mitochondrial carrier. Gene Ontology annotation, biological process: pyrimidine nucleotide import into mitochondrion. Lineage: Eukaryota; Fungi; Basidiomycota; Exobasidiomycetes; Ceraceosorales; Ceraceosoraceae. The record is from RefSeq and is a predicted model, not a curated record. Gene Ontology annotation, molecular function: pyrimidine nucleotide transmembrane transporter activity. The transcript is spliced from 3 exons. Bases 441 to 1841 code for a protein of 466 amino acids. Gene Ontology annotation, cellular component: mitochondrion.
UCGUGAAUGCAGGCAAUCACGAAGCAGAACCUUGAAAUGCUGCACCGCUCAUUCGCACGCACCCACUCCUCUGUCCCUCGCUGCGCUUCACCUUUGUCAGACGUGAGUCACGCUCCACAUCCGCCCGCCUCGAUUGCUCGACGAUAGCGAUCACAGCUCGAAGGUCAUCGACCAUCCCAGAGGGGUUGACAAGCUUGGCAAGAGGCGCCUUGUAAUUGGCACUCCGGCUUCCAGCGACCAGCAGCCUAACUUCAACCAGCGGUUCGGCUCACUCUUGAAAGGUACAAGACCUCGCAAGGUCACACGGAAGGCUUGCGCAACUCUUUUUGGUCCCCCACUGGUGAAUCAAGCAUCCUAAAUCUUCCAAAGCCUGAACGGAUCGAGCUAUCUUUCUGCCACAGGUGCGAAGAACACCGCGCGCAGCGCAUACAUCCGUCAAAAUGAGCGCAGAAGCCGGUCCAUCGCGAAGACCAGCGGUCGCAGGAGGCGCCACCUCCCUGCUGGCCUCACCUCCCUCAUCCGAGACGCAAACAUCCACCGCAUUCAAUGCCGAAGCCUCGCGCUCCAUCGCAUACCGCAGCGCUGAUCGACCUGAAAGCUCGUUGCGAUCUGUUCGAAAAGCGGUGGCACCGCCGGCAUGGUUACAUUUCGCAGCAGGAGGCGCAGGAGGCAUGUGCGGUGCCAUCGUGACGUCGCCCUUGGACGUAGUCAAGACUCGUCUACAGUCCGACUUGUAUCGAACCAAAGCUCACAACUUGGUCGGCAGCAGCACCACCACCGCAUCUGGCGGAGUGGUCGCGCAGGGAAGAAAGUUGGCCUACCAUUUUGUGGAGACGGGCCACAUCUUGGCCGAGAUUUGGACAAAGGAAGGACCCAGGGCGCUGUUUCGAGGACUUGGACCCACGCUCGUGGGCGCUGUACCGGCCAGAGCCAUCAACUUCUGGACGUAUGGGAACGGCAAGGCGUUGAUAGCGGAGCAUUUGAACGAUGGCAAGGAGACAGCUGCGGUGCAUUUGGCAGCUGCGGCAAAUGCGGGCAUCGUCACUGCAACAGCAACCAACCCGAUCUGGGUCGUCAAGACGAGACUGCAGCUGGAAGCUCACGCUCAGGACGCGGAGCGCGCGUCUCAGAGAAAGGCAGCGGUGACGCCCUCGAGCGCUUCCAAGGCCGCUGUCAGAGGUCUACAGCAAGCUUCAUCCCCUGCCACAUUCUCUACAGCGUCAUCGAGCAGGAGUGUGUCUGCACCGCUCUCAAAGGUCUACUUCAAACCCACACCUGCUCCCAAGAUGAAAGGAGCGACAUCUCUGCAAAUGACGCUUCGCAUCAUCAAGGAAGAGGGAAUCCGAGGAAUGUACAGGGGCAUGUCAGCUAGCUAUCUGGGCGUUGCUGAGGGAACUAUCCAAUGGGUACUCUACGAACGCAUCAAGAGGUGGAAGCCGGCAGGAGAGCGGAGUGCGGAAUCGAGCACGAAAAACAGCAGAUGGAGCAACACCAUUGGAGCUGCGGGCAUUGCAAAGCUCACGGCAAGCCUCAUCACAUACCCACACGAGGUCCUGCGAACCAGGUUAAGACAGCAGCCACCAGCAGGCACGUCCCAGCCCAAGUACACUGGUCUGAAACAGACGCUUAUGCUGGUACUGAAGGAAGAAGGAGCAGCGGCACUGUAUGGAGGCUUGUCGGCUCACCUGCUCAGAGUGGUCCCCAAUGCAGUCAUCAUGUUCAGCGUCUACGAGCUCGCUCUGCACCUUGGAUCUAGAAGCGAUGCUACACAGCAGCAGCAGCAGCGGGCGACGUCUGGUGCUGCAGAUCAUGCUCGGAUAGACGCCGAGAGGAAAGUGUAGCACUGAAGAGAUCUCGCCCUGCCAUCGCUCUUGCGAAGUGGCAAUGCUGGCCCAGCGCUUACCCCGUCAGUCACCACUCAGAGAUUUGAUCGCUCAUGCCUUCUAGAAUACAUGUAUACAAUCUCUUUCACUCACCCAUCCUCACUUUGGAUUGGCAAUCGCAAAGAAAAG